Molecule: messenger RNA, 2641 nt
Organism: Pseudogymnoascus verrucosus
Lineage: Eukaryota; Fungi; Ascomycota; Leotiomycetes; Thelebolales; Thelebolaceae
Gene: KTR5
Product: alpha-1,2-mannosyltransferase (Kre5)
Exons: 5
Coding region: 831-2342 (503 amino acids)
Biological process (GO): cell wall mannoprotein biosynthetic process; protein N-linked glycosylation
Cellular component (GO): Golgi apparatus; membrane
Molecular function (GO): alpha-1,2-mannosyltransferase activity
Source: RefSeq, a predicted model, not a curated record
CUUCACCUUCUUGACCUUCUUUUUCUUCUGUGGCGGCGCCUGUUUAUCUUUCCCGGGGGUGACUGCCGCUUUAUCACUGCCCUUCCCUUCUUCCUCCUCCGAGGCUCCCACAACUUUCCCAACCUUUCGUUUCCUCGCUGCCCCAAUUGCCGCAAUCUUCUCCUCUUUCCUUUCUGGCUCCACUGCCUCUGGCUUGGCCUCCUCUGCAGCUUGCUCGCCUUUCUUUCCGCCCUUCUUCGUCACACCUAAACUGUGUAGCUCAUCAUCGUCGAGAGCUGCCCCCUCUUCAUCCACAUAGACCGGCUCAUCCUCCUCGUCGGCGUCAGGAUUCGGGGCGCGUCUGGCGCGUGGCGCGGCUGUGGAGCCUCCAGUGUUCUCGGCACGGAGGCGUUGGAGGAAGGGGGGGAGAGCCGAAUCGUAUGAGAGACUUUUGGAGGUGAUUUUGGGGGACAUGUCGACAGAGGAUUGUUAAUUGGCUGUGAUAGUGCCAAGGCGGGGUCGUCGAGGCUGAAUAUAGAAACCGUGCUGUUGGUAAAAAGUAGUGCACGUGAUUACAUUUAUUUGGUGUUUCGAGGGGCUAAAUUACGGCAGAAUUGUUGAUGUACAGGGCGGUGUGCAACUAAUUGUGGUGUCUCCUUCCCGUCUCUGGGUCCUUGGCCCAAUUUGGACCUUGUUAACUCUACAGGGCCCAAGUUGGAUCUUGCUACUCUACAGUUACCCUCAAUUGCGCGUGCGAUUUUAUUCAUGAUUGCGACGAUUAUAAUACAGCUGGUGCGGAAGUCCACAUGCGAAUAAUACAGUAACCACGAUAUCGAAAUACCUUCGCAGCUAUGGAGGUUGUGCGGCGCGCUAUGAAGCGGUUGCCAACGGUGACAGAUUUGCCCACGAUGAAGGAGGCAGGGAGCAAAAACAAGACCUCUAGAUGGGCAUUUUUCAGACGCCCCCUGCGGUUAAAAGGCAAUUCGGCCGUUUCCGUACCUCUCGGCGUCGUGCUUUUGUUUCCCUUUAUGGUCGUUGUUUGCAUCUUGGUUUUGUUUGUGCGGCACCCGUCGUCACCGGGAAGGGGGUUAUUAACGCCGGGGGGGAGUCCUCCAGCUAUAAGGAAAAUUAGCGAGAAGUACGACAAGGUGUUUGUGACAGGAUGCGACGUUCCGGAUACCACGAAGCCAAGGGCUAAUGCCGCGUUUGUUGUUUUGGCAAGAAAUAAGGAGUUGGAGGGGGUUAUCCAAUCGAUCAAGUCUAUUGAGCGCCAUUUCAACAGAUGGUAUCAUUACCCAUACGUCUUUCUCAAUGACGGCGACUUCAACUCGACUUUCAAGGAGACGGUCCAAAACUAUACCAGUUCGUCGGUGGAGUUUGGGAAAAUCGACCCGAGCAUGUGGGGCUUUCCAGAUUGGAUCGAUCCACGGGUUGCGAAGGAGGGAAUUGCAAAGCAAGGCGACGCCGCAAUUAUGUAUGGUGGCAUGGAGAGCUACCAUUCCAUGUGCAGAUUCUACUCUGGAUUCUUCUACAAGCAUGAAUUGUUGCAAAAGUACGAGUGGUACUGGCGCCUCGAGCCAGAGAUCAAGUACUUCUGUGAUAUCACUUAUGAUCCGUUCCAAAAGAUGAUCGAAAAUAACAAGACAUACGGGUUUACCAUCGCCGUGAAGGAAUUGAAGGAGACAGUCCCCAAUAUCUUCCGAUAUGCAUCUGCGUAUAUGAGAACCAACAACAUCAAGUCCAAGGGGCUCUGGGAGAUGUUCGUCGAGCCUGACCCAGAGGGACCGAAGAAGAAACGCCCAGAAGACACGCCAGGCUACAAGCCUCCUAUCCCAGAGCCGAUUCUCCGCAAGGGCUCAUCACUACCUGAUGUCGACCCAGAAGCCAUGGAAGGCGAGAAAUACAACAUGUGCCAUUUCUGGUCGAAUUUCGAGAUUGCAAGCCUCAGCUGGUUCAGGAGCAAGGAGUACGAGGACUUCUUUCAGAUGAUGGACCGCAGUGGCGGUUUCUGGAUGGAGAGGUGGGGUGACGCACCUAUCCACUCCCUGGCCGCUGGCGCCCUCCUUUCCCCGAGCCAAGUCCACUAUUUCCGCGACUUCGGAUACCGCCACACAACCAUCCAGCAUUGCCCUGCCAAUGCGCCAGCGCGACAGCUGAAGCGCGACCCGUGGCCCGAGAUGACGACUACCAACCCGCGCAAGAGGCGCGAGGAAGACGAGUACUGGGACAGCUGGGAUGACCCGAAGGAGAAUGGCGUCGGGUGCCGAUGCCGCUGCGAUACGGAUAUUGUUGAUGUGGAAGGGAAGGAGGGAAGUUGCAUGGCUGAGUGGGUCGAUGUUGCAGGAGGGUGGGCGAGUCCUUGAUUCGCCUUGGAGUAUGAUGCAAGGGGUUGAUGCUCAUGUAUGAAUGAACCCAUGGGGAAAAACCCGAGAAGGAGGAUGUAGUGGGGCGGCAGAUUUCAUGAUGCUGAUGAUUGUGUGUUGCGAGAGAAGGAAACAGGCUCAUUAGCAUGGCGCAGGUGUCGGAACAAGCAGGCUGCGGGAGGGAAACGAGGGUGCUGAUACAAGCAUCCGAGACUCGGCGUUUGCGGCUGUAGAACUUGAGGGGGGGGGGAGGGACAAUGUAUUUGUAGUGCCUUUGGCAUAGCUUUUUCGACUAAGGA